Molecule: messenger RNA, 1452 nt
Organism: Sitophilus oryzae (rice weevil)
Lineage: Eukaryota; Metazoa; Arthropoda; Insecta; Coleoptera; Curculionidae
Product: cathepsin L-like proteinase
Exons: 4
Coding region: 62-1378 (438 amino acids)
Cellular component (GO): lysosome
Molecular function (GO): cysteine-type endopeptidase activity
Source: RefSeq, a predicted model, not a curated record
UUGUAUAUUAUUACUCGUACUCUAUGUUGUGUAUUAUUACUAGAAACAAAUUAGUGUAGCUAUGAUGUCUAAAAUCAUAAUUUUAUUUGCAAUUGGUCUUGUCGUAAACGUUUUUGGCGAUGAUUAUGAGUGGUCAGAAUAUAAGAAACAUUUUCACAAAAGAUAUGGUUAUACGGAAAAUAACAAAAGAAGAGCAAUUUUUGAAAACAAUCUGGAGAAAAUCAAAGAAAAUAAUAAUAAUUACAAUCUAGGUUUAGUGUCCUACAAAUUGGCCAUUAAUAAAUUCACAGAUAAAUCGCCAAACGAGAUUUCUGCUAAAUAUUAUACAGGUUUGGGAAAUAAAAAACUGUCAGGUAAAAGAAAGAGGGAUGCUUCUUAUAACAGUUUUAACGGUUUCGAAAAUGGUAUCGAUGAUAGUUCAAAUGUUCCCGAAUCUAUCGAUUGGAGAGCCAAAGGCGCAGUAACAGAUAUAAAAGACCAGGGUGAAUGUGGUAGCUGUUGGUCUUUCGGUGCGACUGGUGUAAUUGAAGGACAAAUGGCAAUCCACUAUGGCAUAUUGGAAUCCUUAAGCGCACAACAGCUUAUCGACUGUGUGUAUUGCUCUGGUUGUGAUGGGGGUAACGUAGAUGAUGCUUUUGAUUAUGUUAUGGAUUACGGGUUGAUGACUAGCGAGGACUAUCCCUACGAAGGUGUUAAUGGUGAAUGUAAAGAUUCCUCAGACAAGUCAAAUAGGGCAUUUAUAGAUGGUUAUGAUUUUGUUAAAACAAAUAGCGAAGAAGCUUUACGAUCCGCUGUUGGAUUAAUUGGUCCAAUAUCCGUGGCCAUACAACCAGAAGCGAUAAUGAACUAUGAGAAAGGUAUUUUUGAUGGUGCUUGCACAGGUAAUUUAAGCCACGUUGUUUUGAUUGUUGGUUACGAUAAACUUGUGGCGGAUGGAACUAGCUACUGGAUCAUAAAGAACUCUUGGGGUACCGAUUGGGGCGAGAAUGGAUAUAUGAGGCUGAGGAUGGGAAAGAACUUGUGCGGCAUAACAACAGAGCCACCAAAUUACGCCAAAAUCUUCAACCCCAAACGCUACAACAAUAUCACCAACAAACGUAGCACCCUUGGUAGCAUCUUGAAGGAAAAAGCGACCCUCAAAAGCGACCAACCUAUCACAGCCAACGACCUGAACAAUAUCAUCUCGGGAACCAACAACAUAAUUAACAUAGGAAACAUAUACUUAAUUAUGAUUUUCUCCCUUCUACAUCUCGUAGUAUUCGUGGCAAUUAUAGGUGGCAUAAUUUUUUAUGUUUGGCGGAGGUUCUAUCCCAUGAACUAUCCACAAGGGAAUGCAAUCCCGCUCCAAAAUCUCAAUCCCGCAAACCUGCGGGAUUAAAGCAGUCAAUCCCGCGGAUCCGCAAAAUUGCGGGACUGUAAACAAUAGUCAUACAUUUGGUCCUAAAUGGUACA